Messenger RNA from Zerene cesonia (dogface butterfly), 859 nucleotides. Its product is annotated as probable aquaporin TIP4-3. NCBI's taxonomy places the organism in Eukaryota, Metazoa, Arthropoda, Insecta, Lepidoptera, Pieridae. The transcript has 5 exons. Gene Ontology annotation, biological process: transmembrane transport. The record is from RefSeq and is a predicted model, not a curated record. The annotation marks the transcript as partial. Gene Ontology annotation, cellular component: plasma membrane. Gene Ontology annotation, molecular function: water channel activity.
ACCGUCGCGCUCAUCGUGCAGUGCUUCGACCACAUAUCGGGCGCGCAGCUGAACCCGACUGUGACGCUGGCGCGCGCGCUGGGCGGGCACGAGAGCGCAGGGCGCGCGCUGGCGCUGGCGGCCGCGCAGCUGGCGGGCGCGCUGCUCGGCGCCGCCGCCGCCGCCGCGCUCGGCGCCGCGCCCGCCGCCUGCCUCACGCGCCCCGCCGACGGCGUCGCGCCCUACCAGGCGGCGGUGGUGGAGGCUGCGCUGGGCGGGUGCCUGGCACUGGCCAACCUGGCAGCGUGGGACGAGCGCACGCGACGGCUGCGCGACUCGUGGCCGCUGCGUAUCGGCCUGAGUGUCGCCGCGCUGACAUUCGCCGCGGGCGAGGUGUCGGGCGCCAGUAUGAACCCGGUGCGCAGCUUCGCGCCUGCGCUUCUCGCCGCGCGCUGGGAACAUCAAUGGGUGUAUUGGGUGGGGCCGCUGAGCGGGUCGUGCGUGUGCACGGCGCUGUACCGGUGCGUGUGGCGCGUCCCGCCCGCGCGCGACUCUCCGUGCGUGCAGUGCGCCCGCUGUGCGCAGUGUGUGCAGUGCGCCCGGUGUGUGCAGUGCGUCCGGUGCGCGCAGUGCGCUCACUCCGCGCCGCCAGCCCGCACCGCCGAGCCCGACUGCACGCGAUUAAGUGACAAGGCUCCAGCCCCAAUACGACUGACAACUGAUUAGCGGCUCUACCACCUCAAAUCUUGAUCGAUUUCUCGUAGAACAUGAUAAUAUAUUUACGAAUUAUUCGGUAAAACAGAUAUCACGAUGAUACCUAUCCCUAAUACAAAUAAUGUUCCCAUUAAUUAUUAUUAACGUGUAUUAUAUUACAUUUUAU